Messenger RNA from Tripterygium wilfordii, 2330 nucleotides. Its product is annotated as dynamin-related protein 1E. Gene Ontology annotation, molecular function: GTP binding; GTPase activity; microtubule binding. Bases 240 to 2084 code for a protein of 614 amino acids. The transcript has 15 exons. Gene Ontology annotation, cellular component: microtubule; cytoplasm; membrane. NCBI's taxonomy places the organism in Eukaryota, Viridiplantae, Streptophyta, Magnoliopsida, Celastrales, Celastraceae. The record is from RefSeq and is a predicted model, not a curated record.
CGGUCUGUGACGAAUGUUCCGAAACAGACGAACCAAAACCAAUCAUUCCUAUUUUUCUCACAAAAUUUUUAAUUUCGGGAAGUUUUACUCUCCAGCGUUCAUUUCAAGUCAAGCUCGCUCGUUCUUCUUCGUCUGCUUCUUUUGAUUCUUCGUCGUUUAGUUCAGUGACUUCAGUCUUUCUUUCGAAUAGUCAUCUUAGGGUUUUUGUUGCUUCUUCUGUUUGUUCUCUAAAUUGGAAGAUGUCGACCAUGGAGAGCUUGAUAGGUUUAGUGAAUCGGAUCCAGAGAGCAUGCACGGUUCUUGGAGACUAUGGAGGCGGCAAUAAUGCCUUCUCUUCUCUCUGGGAAGCUCUUCCUUCUGUUGCUGUCGUCGGCGGUCAGAGUUCAGGGAAGUCUUCGGUUUUGGAGAGCAUAGUUGGGAGAGACUUUCUUCCCAGAGGAUCCGGAAUUGUGACUAGACGGCCUCUGGUCUUGCAGCUUCACAAGACUGAAGAUGGCUCACAGGAGUAUACGGAGUUUCUUCACCUUCCCAAGAGGAAAUACACUGAUUUCGCUUUGGUUCGCAAGGAAAUCCAGGAUGAAACCGAUCGAGUAACAGGGAAGACUAAGCAAAUAUCUCCUGUUCCUAUCCAUUUGAGCAUAUAUUCUCCCAAUGUUGUCAAUUUAACCUUGAUUGAUUUACCCGGAUUAACGAAAGUUGCUGUUGAGGGACAACCUGAAACUAUUGUUCAAGAUAUUGAAAGCAUGGUCCGCUCAUAUGUUGAUAAGCCCAAUUGUAUCAUAUUGGCAAUAAGCCCGGCAAACCAAGAUAUAGCAACAUCAGAUGCUAUCAAACUUGCCAGGGAAGUGGAUCCCUCGGGGGAACGAACAUUUGGUGUGUUGACAAAGCUUGAUUUGAUGGACAAGGGAACUGAUGCAUUGGAUGUUCUUGAAGGAAGAUCUUACCGGCUGCAACAUCCUUGGGUUGGAAUUGUUAACCGUUCACAGGCUGAUAUAAAUAAAAAUGUUGAUAUGAUCAUUGCAAGGCGCAAAGAGCGCGAAUACUUUGCAACCAGUCCAAAUUAUGGACACAUGGCCAGUAAAAUGGGUUCAGAGUAUCUUGCUAAACUUCUCUCAAAGCACUUGGAAUCUGUAAUUAAGGCCCAGAUACCAAGCAUCUUGUCCUUGAUAAACAAAACUAUUGAUGAACUCGAAGCAGAGAUGGACCAUCUUGGCAGGCCUAUUGCUGUUGAUGCUGGGGCUCAAUUGUACACAAUCUUGGAACUUUGUCGUGCAUUUGACCGUAUUUUUAAGGAGCAUUUGGAAGGAGGGCGACCUGGUGGUGAUCGCAUUUAUGGUGUGUUUGACAACCAGCUUCCUGCUGCUCUGAGGAAACUUCCGUUUGACCGGCACCUUUCUAUUCAAAAUGUAAGGAAGGUGGUUUCAGAGGCAGAUGGUUAUCAGCCACACUUGGUUGCCCCGGAGCAAGGUUAUCGGCGUCUCAUUGAGGGUGCAUUGAAUUAUUUUAGAGGCCCAGCUGAAGCUUCUGUAGAUGCGGUUCAUUUUGUUUUGAAAGAACUUGUAAGAAAGUCAAUUUCAGAAACUCAGGAGUUGAAGCGUUUUCCAACUCUGCAAGCUGAAUUAGCUGCUGCUGCUGGGGAGGCCUUGGAGAAGUUCCGAGAUGAGAGCAAGAAGACUGUUCUUCGGAUGGUGGACAUGGAAUCUUCAUAUUUAACUGUUGAUUUCUUUAGGAGGCUCCCUCAGGAAGUAGAAAAGGGAGGAAAUCCUGCUUCCACCAAUGUUGACCGUUAUGCAGAGGGGCAUUUCAGGAGGAUAGGAUCAAAUGUGUCAUCUUAUAUUCACAUGGUGUCUGAGACACUUAAAAACACAGUUCCUAAGGCUGUGGUUUAUUGCCAAGUUAGGGAAGCAAAACAGUCAUUGCUAAAUUACUUCUACACACAGAUAGGGAAAAAAGAGGGUAAACAGCUCGCCCAGAUGUUAGAUGAAGACCCAGCAUUGAUGGAAAGAAGACUACAAUGUGCUAAAAGGCUUGAAUUAUACAAGCAAGCGAGGGACGAGAUUGAUUCUGUAUCCUGGGCUCGAUGAGAGAUCGAAUUGGGAUACUAAUUGUAUUAUAGGCUACCGACACUGGCGAAUUAUUCCUACUGAUUUUGUUAUUUAAUGGUUGAGAUUCUUCACAUCCUCACCUCAUUCUUUGUGGUUGUGCUGGUGCAAUAUCCUUUUGAUAUUGCUGGUUGGAUUGAGAUGCUAGAUGUUGUUAUAUUUUGACAUUUGUGUGUUUUAUUAUUAUUGUAUAGCUUUGGAGCCUGGCUUCUCCUCUUUUUCUCAAAA